Molecule: messenger RNA, 902 nt
Organism: Hydractinia symbiolongicarpus
Lineage: Eukaryota; Metazoa; Cnidaria; Hydrozoa; Anthoathecata; Hydractiniidae
Product: adenine phosphoribosyltransferase-like
Exons: 7
Coding region: 212-787 (191 amino acids)
Biological process (GO): adenine salvage; AMP salvage
Cellular component (GO): cytoplasm
Molecular function (GO): AMP binding; adenine phosphoribosyltransferase activity; adenine binding
Source: RefSeq, a predicted model, not a curated record
UUUUGGCCAUUCCGUAUUGUAGGUGGUUCUAAAUCAAAACAAUCUUUUAAAUAGGACGGAGGAGACGUGGAAGACCACCAAAAAACCUGAUUUUUGGGGGUAGAAGGAAGGAAAAUGAACCUUGCGAAUUCUGCUUUCUGACUCAGUAGUAGCCCCACACUGUCCACCAAAUUUCAUAACAUUUUUUGAAGUAUCCUGACUGAUACAAGAAAUGGCUGCAAAAAUGAACUGGAAUGAAUGGGAGUGGACAUCCCCAGAAAAAUCCCUCGAAGGGAUUAAGAUGCUUAUUAAAGCUGUGCCAGAUUUUCCUAAAAAAGGGAUUUUAUUCAGGGAUAUUAUGCCCAUCUUUCAAGUUCCACAAGCUGUGACUGCUAUUGUUGAUCUCAUGACUGCAUAUAUUGAAGUACAUUUUGGAGAAGUGAAUGCCAUUGCAGGUCUUGAUGCUAGAGGGUUUUUGAUUGGUCCUAGUAUUGCUGUUAAUUUGAAUAAGCCGUUUAUUCCUGUGCGGAAACAGGGAAAAUUACCUGGAAAAUGUUAUAGCGUAGAAUCCACUAAAGAAUAUGGAAAGGAUGUUUUAGAAGUACAAGUUGAUGGUUUAUCAAAAGGCCAAAAAGUUGUUAUCGUCGACGACCUUCUAGCCACUGGUGGUACAAUGCAGUCUACAUGUCAACUUGUGACGUUAGCUGGAGCGACAGUGGCUGGUUGUAUAUCUAUUGUCGAGUUGAAGGAGUUGAAUGGUCGAAGCAAAGUAGAUCAGUAUCCAUACCAUGCAUUUAUAACGUACUAAGUAAUAGACCGCGUGCAAACAUAAAAGAAUCUUGUAAUAUAUAUAUAUUUACUAACGUUUUUCAUUUUAAUGUAGUAUUUUAUUCAAUGUAACGACGACAUAUAGUUGCGUGGUA